Molecule: messenger RNA, 2101 nt
Organism: Mus musculus (house mouse)
Lineage: Eukaryota; Metazoa; Chordata; Mammalia; Rodentia; Muridae
Gene: Apoe
Product: apolipoprotein E
Exons: 5
Coding region: 1056-1991 (311 amino acids)
Biological process (GO): regulation of protein-containing complex assembly; high-density lipoprotein particle clearance; amyloid precursor protein metabolic process
Cellular component (GO): very-low-density lipoprotein particle; chylomicron; extracellular matrix
Molecular function (GO): phosphatidylcholine-sterol O-acyltransferase activator activity; metal chelating activity; antioxidant activity
Source: RefSeq, a predicted model, not a curated record
CAUCAACAGCUGGGAACAGGGAACCUUGUGCAGGCAGUGCUUCUAGCAAGCUUGCUGUGGUCUCUGAGCCCCUUGUCCUACCUGACUUCCCAGUGUUUUGCCUGCAUGUAUGCCUUCGUGAGGGUAGCAGAUCUUGGUGUUACAGUUGUGAGCUGCUGUGUGGGUGCUGCGAUUUUGAACCUAGGUCCUGUGAAAUGCAGUCAGUGCUCCUAACCUCUGAGUCAUCUCUCCAGCUCCUGCUCUUCUGCUUUUAUGAGGAAAAAGAAAAGAGAAGUGGCUUGAGAGUGGAAAAUGCACAUGCAGGGGUGCACACCUGCAGUCCCAGCAUGCUACAGCAGAGGCAGAAGGACCUUUGUGGGUUAGAGGGCAGCCUGAGAAUCUUAUCUCAAAACAACUUUUUAAAAUGUGCUCUGUAGGGGUAGCUCUUCCCUCCCAAGGUGACACAUCUGGCAAUCGCCAGAAACAGAUCAGGAGCAUCAACGCUUGGUUUCCCAGGGCUUGGCUUAAUGUAUGGCUUCAAACCCAUCGGGAGCCACCACUGAACAGCUCCUGAAGGAACUGGAGCACGUCCCAGCCUUGGAAUGGAAAGAGUUCACCUGUGGUGGAGGAAUCAACAACGAGGGAUCCCAGAACAACGAUCUUCACCCCAGAAGCUGAGCCUCUUAGCCCCCACCCACCCAUUUCCAUUUAGGCUGCCAGCUCUUUUCUUUACAAUGCACCAGACCCCGCGGGGAAAGGGAAGGAGCGGUUCUCAGUGCCCCAGUACCAAGGCCUGGAUUAUUCAAUGAGGUGUCCGCUCCCUUUGUUGGCGGGGGAGGGGAGCGGGGGGUCACAAGGCAUCCAAACUCCACCUCUUUCCUCUGCCCUGCUGUGAAGGGGGAGAGAACAACCCGCCUCGUGACAGGGGGCUGGCACAGCCCGCCCUAGCCCUGAGGAGGGGGCGGGACAGGGGGAGUCCUAUAAUUGGACCGGUCUGGGAUCCGAUCCCCUGCUCAGACCCUGGAGGCUAAGGACUUGUUUCGGAAGGAGCUGACUGGCCAAUCACAAUUGCGAAGAUGAAGGCUCUGUGGGCCGUGCUGUUGGUCACAUUGCUGACAGGAUGCCUAGCCGAGGGAGAGCCGGAGGUGACAGAUCAGCUCGAGUGGCAAAGCAACCAACCCUGGGAGCAGGCCCUGAACCGCUUCUGGGAUUACCUGCGCUGGGUGCAGACGCUGUCUGACCAGGUCCAGGAAGAGCUGCAGAGCUCCCAAGUCACACAAGAACUGACGGCACUGAUGGAGGACACUAUGACGGAAGUAAAGGCUUACAAAAAGGAGCUGGAGGAACAGCUGGGUCCAGUGGCGGAGGAGACACGGGCCAGGCUGGGCAAAGAGGUGCAGGCGGCACAGGCCCGACUCGGAGCCGACAUGGAGGAUCUACGCAACCGACUCGGGCAGUACCGCAACGAGGUGCACACCAUGCUGGGCCAGAGCACAGAGGAGAUACGGGCGCGGCUCUCCACACACCUGCGCAAGAUGCGCAAGCGCUUGAUGCGGGAUGCCGAGGAUCUGCAGAAGCGCCUAGCUGUGUACAAGGCAGGGGCACGCGAGGGCGCCGAGCGCGGUGUGAGUGCCAUCCGUGAGCGCCUGGGGCCUCUGGUGGAGCAAGGUCGCCAGCGCACUGCCAACCUAGGCGCUGGGGCCGCCCAGCCUCUGCGCGAUCGCGCCCAGGCUUUUGGUGACCGCAUCCGAGGGCGGCUGGAGGAAGUGGGCAACCAGGCCCGUGACCGCCUAGAGGAGGUGCGUGAGCACAUGGAGGAGGUGCGCUCCAAGAUGGAGGAACAGACCCAGCAAAUACGCCUGCAGGCGGAGAUCUUCCAGGCCCGCCUCAAGGGCUGGUUCGAGCCAAUAGUGGAAGACAUGCAUCGCCAGUGGGCAAACCUGAUGGAGAAGAUACAGGCCUCUGUGGCUACCAACCCCAUCAUCACCCCAGUGGCCCAGGAGAAUCAAUGAGUAUCCUUCUCCUGUCCUGCAACAACAUCCAUAUCCAGCCAGGUGGCCCUGUCUCAAGCACCUCUCUGGCCCUCUGGUGGCCCUUGCUUAAUAAAGAUUCUCCGAGCACA